Helobdella robusta is the source of this 2726-nucleotide messenger RNA. RefSeq lists its product as hypothetical. Gene Ontology annotation, biological process: transmembrane transport. The transcript has 12 exons. The coding region runs from base 109 to 1164 and encodes 351 amino acids. The record is from RefSeq and is a predicted model, not a curated record. NCBI's taxonomy places the organism in Eukaryota, Metazoa, Annelida, Clitellata, Rhynchobdellida, Glossiphoniidae.
AGACAAAUUCUCACGUUAGCAAACGUCUAAUUAAAUUUAAAAGGCUUGGUCGGUAGAUACACCGCAAUGAUUUUGUUGAUUUGUUAGAAUCGAAUUUCAAGAUAUUUUAUGAGUUACCAGAAAAGUUUCAGUGGUUCGUUGAGAGAAUGUACCAACAGCAGCAAGACACCUGAGAUCAGCAAGGGAAGUCAGAUGGGGGCCAGCAAAAAUGAACAUUUCGAUCCACAUACUGUUGAAAUCGACAGACAUCAUAAAAUUUUUACAUCCCUGGUGUCUGGAGCAGUUGCAGGAGCAGUAGCCAAAACAACCAUUGCUCCACUCGACAGGACAAAAAUUAAUUUUCAAGUGAGCACAGACAAGAGGUAUUCAUUUCGGGGGGCAUUCAGAUUUGUCAGGCGGACGUACCAGCAGGAUGGUUUCUUGGCGUUGUAUCGAGGCAACUCGGCCACUAUGGUAAGAAUCAUCCCAUACGCGGCCAUCCAGUAUUGCUCGUUCGAACAGUACAAACAUUUCUUACUGAAAGAAAAUGAAAAGUUCCUUCCUCCAUUGCAAAGGUACUUAACGGGUUCUUUAGCAGGUGUUACGGCAGCCUCUGUCACCUACCCUCUCGAUGUUGCCAGGGCUCGAAUGGCCGUCACGCAGAAAUGCACUUACAACACUCUCAUGGAGGUCUUCAUGAAGGUCUACAGAACGGAGGGCCUGCUGACGUUGUACAAAGGGUUUGUGCCAUCGUUGCUCGGCGUCGUCCCUUACGCCGGCACCAGCUUCUUCACGUACGAAACACUCAAAAAGUGGUAUCUAGAGAGAACUGACCACGCCCCUCUGAGGCACGUCCACAAGCUGUGCUUCGGUGCUCUGGCAGGUCUCCUCGGCCAGUCUGCUUCCUAUCCACUCGAUAUCGUCAGGAGGAGGAUGCAAACUGCUGGAGUUCUGAAUAAGUCAAGCAUUUACACAUCUCUCUGGAGCACCAUGCUUUACGUUCUGAAAACAGAGGGACUGAGCAAGGGCCUCUACAAAGGGCUGUCCAUGAAUUGGAUCAAGGGCCCCAUUGCUGUGGGAGUUAGCUUCACCACGUACGAACUCGUCCUCUACGAAAUUAGGAAAUAUGUCUUGCAUCAGAAGAACAUCAAACCAUUUUCAUCGUCGUCCUCCGAUGAUUUGUGAUUCAGCUUCUUUGGUUUCUUCUUCCUCUUCGCUGGCUGGUUUGCUGCUGCUGUUGCUGCUUUACACUUCUGGCUCUGUCGCUGACUGAUUGAUUGAUUGGUUUUAUGGAUAGCCGAUUGAUUGAUUCAUCUCUCUGCAUUCAUUGUUUUUUUGAAAUCUUUAUGCGUAUAAUAUCUUUGGUUUGUUAGUUCUAUUUGGGAUUUUAUUUCCUUCUGAUUCAUUUAAAAUUUCUACAUCGGAAUUAUUUGUUCGUCUGUCUGUUUGUUGUUGUCGUCGUCACGUGAUUAGUGAAUUGAAAAGUUCCGAAUGUUUGUUUGAUUGAUUGAUAGGUUGAGUGAUUGAUUGGUUGAUGGAUUGGUUGAUGGAUUGAAACUUCUCCCUAUUUCGAAUUUCACGUGAUAUUGACUUAUCGUUAAUGUUAUUAUUAUUAUCAUCGCUACCGUUAGCAUUAAGUAGAAUUCUUUCAUCGAUUGUGUUUGCUGCCUUGUCCCACGAGUUUGCAAGCGCCUUUGUUAGAUAAUGAACAACAAUCCGCACGUUUUAGUCACACUCACCAUCGUCGUCGUCGUACAGCGUGUAGUUUUUAUCGCUUGAAUGGUUGAAUUUCAAUCAGAUUGGUUGAUUGUCUGAUUGGUAGAAUAAUUGAUUGAUUGAUUGAAUAAUUGGUUGAUUGAUUGAUAUUGUUAUUUCGUACCUAAUACAAAUUUAAAGUAAUUUAUUGUCCUAUCAAGUCAAGUCAGUAAUGGUUUGUUCAGUUUACUUGAGUUCAGCUACAAAUGAGAAAUUUAGAGAUCAGAUGUUUCAUCAGUGCGCUGAGGUUGAAGUUCCUCGUUGCUUCCUUACAUAAUGAGAUAAAUGCAGCGUUGACAUCAAUGGAAUCACACAAUGCCGAUGGAUGCUCACAUGCUCGCGCGGUUAUUUUGUUACAUCUGAUCAUUGAAUAAGUAUUUAAUUUGCGACGUUUAAAACAUGUGUAUAAUAUAAAUUUAUUCAAUCAUUAAGAACAUUUAUCUUUUUGUAUUUCAUACGUUUUAGAUGUUAACUUGUUUGUAAUUAUUUUAAACUAUUUCGAAAUGAAAGUGCAACUGAAGCUUUCCAGCCAGUGGUUCAUGACGCUGCAUCUCAAUGAAAACAACCCAUACUAAACUAACUGCAUGUUCAACAAUAACACAUACACACACAUACUGACAUAUAUACAAACAUACAUACAUACACAUACAGACAUACAAAUUUUUACCGCAUGCAAACUGACAAACGAAAAUAUUAAAAUUCGCUGAAUAGUGUGUAAAGUAGUGAGAAUGAGGUACCUACCUACCUGUAUAAAAUAAUACAUUGAAUGCUGCAUGCAUAAUAGGAUAAAGCUUCGUCAUGUGCAGUUGUUUUAUUUAUUUAUUUCAAAAAUUUCCUUCAAAGAAACAACAAAGAAAACAAUUUUUUAGCACCUCUAACAAUUUGCUCGCAUUAUCAGUGAUAUUUUCAACAGUAUAUUUAUCAUUAUUAUUGAAAAUAUUUAAUUAAUGAUAAAGAAAAUAGAAAUUAAAUAAAAAAGCUUAAUUGAAAAA